AUGGCGACCCAUCAUAGAGCUGCGACAGUGGUUCGCAAUGCUACAGGCUUUACCUUUGAUAUACAGUCAAUUCCUCUCCCCAAGCCUCAGCCAUGGGAAAUCCUCAUCAAGCUCUCCGCCACCGGCGUAUGCGGUACUGAUAUGGCCCUCGCAGCUGGGUAUCUAGGUCCCUGCCGUGACAUCCUUGGCCACGAAGGCGUAGGCCGCGUUGAACAAAUUGGAGAUGGCGUAGACCCGAGUACCAUCAAAGUUGGUGACCGUGUGGGAAUUGCUUGGGUUCGGGAUGUCUGUGGUCGAUGUUCCUGCUGUCUUGAACCAGGCGGCGAAGUCCGCUGCUUAGAGCAGCAGAACUCGGGACGGAAGUGGGAUGGAACAUUCGCUGAGUACUGUCUUGUGCCUGGACGGUAUGUUUUGGCUAUUCCGGAUGAUCCUGUGUUGCCGGAUGAGCUUGUUGCGCCGAUUCUGUGCGGUGGUGUUACGGCGUAUAAGGCGUUGAAAGCUUGUGAGGCCACGCCUGGAUCUUGGGUUGCUAUAGUCGGAGCGGGCGGUGGUGUAGGUGGUUUAGGUAUCCAAUACGCCAAAGCAAUGGGCUAUCGAGUCGCAGCAAUCGACGUCGGCGCCGCAAAGGAGUCCUGCUUAGCAAUGGGAGCCGAUGCCUACUUCGACGGCUCAAAUCCUGACACACCAGCGAAGUUCAAGAAACUGACUCCCAACGAGGACGGAGCAAAGGCCGUCAUCGUUACAGCAGGAUCAGGAAGGGCAUACCAGAGCGCUCUUGAUCUAGUCGCCGCGUUCGGCACUUUAGUCUGCGUUGGCAUACCGCCGCCUGAUCAAGCGAUGAACCUGCAUCCUUUGAAGCUCAUUGAUAGGGGGAUUAAGCUCUUGGGAACGUUGGUUGGUACGAGGACUGAGACGAUGGAGGCGCUAGAGUUUGUUCGGAGGGGGGUUGUGAAGCAUGUUGUGCAAUCUGUUAGCUUUGAUGAGAUGGAUGAUCUGGGCAAGAAAUUUGCUACUACCUCUGGAAAGCUGGUGAUUCGGUUCGAAUGA
This is a messenger RNA of Fusarium coffeatum, 1047 nucleotides long. RefSeq lists its product as uncharacterized. Lineage: Eukaryota; Fungi; Ascomycota; Sordariomycetes; Hypocreales; Nectriaceae. Gene Ontology annotation, molecular function: oxidoreductase activity; zinc ion binding. Bases 1 to 1047 code for a protein of 348 amino acids. The transcript is spliced from 3 exons. The record is from RefSeq and is a predicted model, not a curated record.